AUGAUUGGAGCUGGAGAGAUCGCAAAUUUCGAAAGCAAGAAGGAGUUCGUUCUAGAAGCCACAUCAUGUAACAUCAGCAACGAUCGCAUACACAAUUUUUGGAUGAAAGAAAUUAACAAUGGCUGCAUUGUAGAAGUGAUCGUAGUGGAUCGAAACGAGAAACCAACUCGACCCCAUGUUCUUGAGGUCAAAAACUACAUGACGUUAACGUUCUGUGAUUUCUGCGGAGCUAUGCUUACGGGCCUCAUGCGUCAAGGAUUGCACUGCGUCGCGUGCAAAUGUAACUUCCAUCGUCGUUGCACUGAAGCUCCUCGGAACAACUGUGUCCUGGCGACUCCUGGCCUUUCUACUAUGAGCCCUGUCCCAUUGGGACCCGGUGGCAUUGGCAUAGGAGGCCCAAUGCCAUCAGGAACAUCAAGUGCUGCUCUGGAACUGCCGCACACACUCGUCGAAAACAACUAUCUGACGCCAACCAAGUGCAAAAUUUGUGACAAAAUGCUCAAAGGCCUUAUUAGGCAAGGACUGAAAUGCAGAGAUUGUGGAGUAAGCAAGACAUCUUUUUUCUUCUUUUUCUCGUUUUUGUAAUU
Molecule: messenger RNA, 587 nt
Organism: Strongylus vulgaris
Lineage: Eukaryota; Metazoa; Nematoda; Chromadorea; Rhabditida; Strongylidae
Source: the annotation of a GenBank genome assembly